This is a messenger RNA of Phascolarctos cinereus (koala), 1710 nucleotides long. RefSeq names its product ectonucleoside triphosphate diphosphohydrolase 8 (gene ENTPD8). NCBI's taxonomy places the organism in Eukaryota, Metazoa, Chordata, Mammalia, Diprotodontia, Phascolarctidae. Gene Ontology annotation, cellular component: plasma membrane. Gene Ontology annotation, molecular function: UDP phosphatase activity; GDP phosphatase activity; ribonucleoside triphosphate phosphatase activity. The record is from RefSeq and is a predicted model, not a curated record. Gene Ontology annotation, biological process: nucleoside diphosphate catabolic process.
UCAGAGUGAGCUGCGUAGCUGAUAAAGGAGCCAUCCAGUCCCAGGUCCUGUCCUAGACCAGGUGCCCUGCCUGACAAACAUGUUCUCCUCCAAGUUCCUAUGAAACCCUCUGGCCUCUCCCACACAGCCUAGUCCAGAUUUCAAGUGAACAUGGGGCGCCCUCACAGAGACGUGGUCUUCAGUUUCCUCCUGGGAGCCGCAAUAAUAUCAGGAAUCAUUGCCCUCAUCCUCUUUCUUGUGGAUGGCUCAGAUGUCUUCGGGCUUCCACAUGCCAAGUAUGGGAUGGUGUUCGAUGCCGGAUCUUCACACACAUCUCUCUACGUCUACAAGUGGCCAGGAGACAAAAAGAAUGGCACCGGCAUCGUGAGCCAGGCUCUGUCCUGCAAUGUGGAAGGGCCUGGGAUUUCUCAUUAUGGCGAUGACCCAGCAAAGGCUGAGGAGAGCCUGACGACUUGUAUGGAGAAGGCACUGGCCCUGAUUCCAGAAGACAAGCACCAGGAGACUCCUACUUUUCUUGGGGCCACAGCAGGAAUGAGGCUUCUGAGAUUGAAGAAUAGUUCCCAGGCAGAUUGGAUCUUUGAAGAAAUCACCAAGGUCCUGGGCCAGUUCCCUGUCAAUUUCCAGGGAGCCCAAAUUCUGACAGGGAAUGAUGAAGCCUCCUUUGGCUGGAUCACCAUUAACUACGUCCUGGAGACCCUGGUGAAGUACACCUUCUCAGGGGAGUGGAUCCAACCCCCUAUGGCUGAGAUGGUGGGAGCCCUUGACCUAGGUGGAGCUUCAGCACAGAUCUCCUUCCUUCCACUUGGCCCUGUUGUUGACCCAAGCACCAAGGCCACCUUCCGCCUCUAUGGGCAUGACUACAAUGUCUACUCACAUAGCUACCUGUGCUAUGGACAGGAUCAGUUGGAGAAACGGCUCCUGGCACGUUUGGUGCAGACCAGCCCUUCUGAAGUGGUCCGGAACCCAUGCUACCAUGGAGGAUACGAGGAUACACUGUCUCUGGCUGACCUGUAUGACACGCCUUGUAUCCAGAGCUCCCAACACUCUAAUUCUGCACAGAGCCUCAGGGUGGAGGGGCUAGGAAACCCAGAAGCUUGUUAUGCUGCUGUCUAUAGUCUCUUCAACUUCUCUGCCUGUCAGGGCCGGGAAGACUGUACCUUUGGUAUCUACCAGCCUCAGAAGCAUGGCCAGUUCUAUGCAUUUUCUGGAUUCUAUUACACUUUCCACUUCUUGAACCUCACAGGCGGCCAGUCAUUGCACACUGUGAAUUCGACCAUUUGGGAAUUCUGCCAAAAGCCCUGGAAACAGGUGGAGGCCAGCUACCCUGAGCAGAAACAAUGGCUGCACAGCUACUGUACUAAUGCCAUACAUAUCCUCAUCCUCCUGACCAAUGGUUACAAGUUUGAUGAUGGAACCUGGGGCAACAUCCACUUUACCCAACAGGUUGCAGGCACAGACAUUGGCUGGACCCUGGGCUACAUGCUGAAUGUGACCAACAUGAUCCCGACGGAGGCACCGGCUCUUCAGCGGACAGAAAGUCAUAGUGUCUGGGUUGCUGGUGUCUUCUUUCUUGUCCUGACCAUCGUAAUGAGCAUCGGGUCUGGCCUCACCUACUGUUUUUGGAGUCCUGACUAGGCCUCACACUCAAAUCACAGUGAUGAGCAUCCUUGGGGUGGAACAAGAGGAGCUUGAUUCUGAACUUCUGAUAAA